Gracilinanus agilis (Agile Gracile Mouse Opossum) is the source of this 927-nucleotide messenger RNA. RefSeq names its product olfactory receptor 4C46-like. The coding region runs from base 1 to 927 and encodes 308 amino acids. Gene Ontology annotation, molecular function: G protein-coupled receptor activity; olfactory receptor activity. The transcript has a single exon. Gene Ontology annotation, cellular component: membrane. Lineage: Eukaryota; Metazoa; Chordata; Mammalia; Didelphimorphia; Didelphidae. Gene Ontology annotation, biological process: G protein-coupled receptor signaling pathway. The record is from RefSeq and is a predicted model, not a curated record.
AUGGAUAAUGGAAAAAAUGUAACUGAAUUCAUUCUACUGGGGCUAACAGAGAAUCCAAAGAUGCAAAAAAUUGUUUUUGUUGUGUUUUUUAUAAUCUAUGCCAUUACAAUGGUAGGUAACAUACUUAUUGUCAUCACCAUCAACAUUAGUCCAACCCUGGGUUCCCCUAUGUACUUUUUCCUUGCCUACUUGUCCUUUAUAGAUGCCUGUUAUUCCUCUGUUAAUACACCUAAACUCAUUAUAGACUCACUUUAUGAAAAGAAAACCAUUUUCUUCAAUGGUUGUAUGACACAAGUGUUUGGUGAACAUUUCUUUGGAGGUGCUGAGGGCAUCCUACUCACUGUAAUGGCCUAUGACCGCUAUGUGGCAAUUUGCAAGCCUCUGCACUACAUGACCAUCAUGAAUUGGCGGGUACGUGGCAUCUUGGUUGGUGUGGUCUGGAUAGGAGGUUUACUCCAUGCAACUAUACAGAUGCUCUUCCUGAGCCAAUUACCCUUUUGUGGUCCCAAUGUCAUAGAUCAUUUUAUGUGUGACUUAAAUCCUUUGCUCACUCUUGCCUGCACUGACACUCAUACCCUUGGUUUAUUUGUUGCAGCCAACAGUGGUUUCAUUUGCUUCUUAAACUUCCUCCUGUUGAUGGUCUCCUAUGUUGUCAUUCUGUCCUCUCUGAAGACUCACAGUGUGGAGGGGAGACGCAAGGCCCUUUCCACCUGUGGUUCCCACAUCACUGUAGUUGUUCUAUUUUUUGUUCCUUGUAUUUUUGUCUAUAUGAGGCCUGCAACAACCUUUCCCAUUGAUAAAGCUGUUGCAGUCUUCUACACAAUUAUUACCCCCAUGUUAAACCCUUUAAUUUACACACUGAGAAAUACCCAAAUGAAAAAUGCCAUCAGGAAGUUAUGUAGCUGGAAUGAUACUAUUGCUAGCUAA